This is a messenger RNA of Echinococcus granulosus, 1395 nucleotides long. Its product is annotated as Hexokinase. Bases 1 to 1395 code for a protein of 464 amino acids. Lineage: Eukaryota; Metazoa; Platyhelminthes; Cestoda; Cyclophyllidea; Taeniidae. The record is from RefSeq and is a predicted model, not a curated record. The transcript is spliced from 8 exons. Gene Ontology annotation, biological process: glycolytic process; glucose 6-phosphate metabolic process; intracellular glucose homeostasis. Gene Ontology annotation, cellular component: mitochondrion; cytosol. Gene Ontology annotation, molecular function: ATP binding; mannokinase activity; fructokinase activity.
AUGUAUGCUCCUGAAGUGGAUCCAGAUGUUUUUCAGCAGGUACUCGAAGUGAUGCAUCCCUUCCGACUGUCUAUGGAGGACUACAUGGACAUCAAGAAUGCACUACUAGCCGCAUUGCGUUCGGGUCUUAAACUGAGGCGUCGAGACAAGUCGUCCGUAAAGAUGUAUCCUUCAUAUGUUACAAAAAUGCCAACUGGUGAAGGCCACGCAGAAUGUGGCCAAUACUUAGCAUUGGACCUCGGCGGCACAAAUUUCCGAGUGUGCUUGGUUACACUGACUCAUGCUAUUCCGGUUGAUAAAAUGCGAGGGACUGGCGCCGAACUUUUUGACUAUUUGGCAGCAAACAUCCACGAAUUUCUUCGCCUCCGUGGCCUUCUCGAUAAAGAAUUUAAACUUGGAUUUACGUACUCAUUUCCAUGUGAACAGGCCGGACUGAACACCUCCUUUCAUGUCCGGUGGACAAAGGGAUUUUCGGCCAGUGGUGUUGUCGGGCGCAAUGUUGCCGACCUCUUACAAAACUCAAUCGACAAAACAGCAAGUGCAGAUUUCCCGAUUUCCUUAAUUCUGGGUGCAAACGUCAAAUGUGUCGCUGUUGUGAACGACACUGUUGGCACCUUAGCGGCCUGCUCAUUGGAGGACAAAAGAUGCGCUGUUGGUCUCAUUGUGGGCACCGGUUCGAAUGCCGCCUAUCUGGAGGAUAUAGACAAAGUUGAGCUGAUCACAGCACGCAGACUUAGUGGUGAAUUGACUGAAGAGGUUGCUGAUGCCACCAGUGUUGUUAUCAAUAUGGAAUGGGGUGCCUUUGGUGAUUAUGGUGAGUUGGACUACUAUCGAACUGAAUUUGAUGAGAUUCUGGACAAAGAGAGCAUCGUGCCAGGAAAGCAGAAGUUCGAGAAGAUGUGUUCGGGAAUGUACCUUGGUGAAAUUGUACGUCUUAUUUUGCUGGAUCUCAUCGAAAAGGGGCUUCUCUUCCAGGGCCAAGUUCCUGAGCGUCUGCGAAGUAAGGACAACUUUCAUACCAAAUAUAUCACUGAAACUGAAAGAGAUCCACCACAUCUUCUCUAUAGCACUUUAUACAUGUUGACAGAGGACCUCUUAGUUCCUACAGUCACGCCUCAGGACAGUCGAAUAGUGCGUUAUGUCUGCGAGGUGGUUGCCAGCCGUGCAGCCCAUCUCACUGGCGCUGGCAUUGCCGCAGUGCUGGAGCACAUCAAACGUCCCGAAGUCUCCAUCGGCAUCGAUGGCUCGCUCUACAAAUUACAUCCGCGUUUCCGUGAGCGUAUGACUGACAUUCUCGAUAAGCUUCUCCCUCCCACGAUUCACUUCCGUCUUCGUUUGUCAGAAGAUGGAAGUGGAAAGGGAGCGGCAGCUAUUGCAGCAGUUUUCGCGGGCUAG